Molecule: messenger RNA, 16720 nt
Organism: Cinara cedri
Lineage: Eukaryota; Metazoa; Arthropoda; Insecta; Hemiptera; Aphididae
Source: the annotation of a GenBank genome assembly
AUGGCAACUGGUCUGCCCUUGCCUCAGCCUCCUUUAUCCUCUCGUCUUGCUUCUUGCAGCUCAGUAUGUCUUCUAUUAUCCAAUAAAAGGACUGUGAGCCGCGAAAGGAGGCUGCUUCGAUCUGAUCGUGUAAAGCCCGAUCAGAAUCCCAGAAUGGGAUGUCUUCCGAGCCGCAGAGUAGGUUUUAAACGUCGCUGGGAGCUAUAUUUCUUCCGCCAACAUGCGCUCUGACGUCUUGCCGGUAAAGUUCUCAGUGUGAGAAUACAAAGAGCGUAUGCUCGACGGUAUUUUCCGGGUGUCAGCAGUAUAGGCACUCCGCGUUUGGGGUUCGUCCCAUUCGUACCUAAGCCGCGUGACAUGAAAAAUGAGAGACCUUUAGUGCGUCUAAAGACCCAUCUCUUCAGGUCCGCGAGAACCCUGCGCUCCUGUCCAGGUAUUCAAUCCUUUUUCUCCCUAGGGCAAAUAGGUUUCCUGGAAGUGUGCGAGGUGGCAUCAGCUGAUACUGUGCGGUACGCGCGGGAGACCCUAAGGGCUGUGAAUUACGGCAUUUGGCGAUCUUGGUCACGUGCUCUGCUCCCGUCGGGGCUGUGUAGAGCAGUGUACCGACCACCGACAUUAGUAAUACCCUCAUAGAUUGGGAGGACCCUCCAAGGGUUAUAAUUUAACUUAAUCGCGUUUAUUGGGCUUAUUAUCGUAUUUAUCAUUCGGUUUAUUGUGUUUAUCAUCGUAUUUUUAUAUAAUAUGUAAUAAUAUAAUAACAGCAGGACCAAGGAUAUUAUUAGAUAUUAUUUAUCCUUGCAUAACCAUGCAAUUAUUAAAUAAUAUUAUCAAAGAUUAUUAUUAUAAUAAGUAUAUUAGCCAGUAGGUACUGUAUAUAAUUUACUACUAUGCUUAUUACAGUUUGAUGAAACCGAUAGUAUUACAAAUGAUAAUACUAUAUGUAUUUUGAGUUGUGAAUAAUUUAAUCAUAUUUUAUAGACAGGUAUCGCAGUUGUAGGCAAGGUGUAUUUAUCACCUUAAAGAAAUACACCUUGAUAGUAGGCUUAAUUUAAGGUUCAUAGAUAAUAUUAUUUGAUCACCUGAUCUCAUCACGGGUUUAAUCAUAGAAAAGAGAUUAAAUAGGCUUAAUUGUCUGAAAAAAAUUGUUUACGAUAAUCUUAUUGGUAGUACGGUUUUUUGAAAGCCUUUCCCCCAAUAUUGGCUACUACAACAUUGGCAACACUGUUGUAACGUAUAAGUUCCAUUAUAAUGAAUAAUAGAUUUAAGACGAAAAAUUAAUUUUGUAAAAGAGCUAUAUUUCAAUAUUAUGUAAUUAAAUAAUGUGACGUGUUCUCGGUAUUAUAUUAUUUAAAAAAUAUAAUAUGUUAAAUUUCCUGUAAUAAAUGGUUUAAAAAAAUUAAAAAUUGUUUCCUCAUAAUAUUCUCGUGUAAUAUGUAUGGCACACAUUAGGUAUAUUACAUCAUGAGAUAAAAACUGAGAAAAAAAAUGUUAUACUAUGAGCUCGGCUGUCGACACAGACUAUAGUUAGGUAAUUAACACAAUAUUAUAAUAUACUUACUGGUGUAGAUGUUCACCGAUUAUAGUUUUUGUAAGACAAACAGAUAGACGUAAUAUAAUAAUUUAUUUGAUAUAUUUAAGACAGAUGUAGAGAAAAAUUAAAAAUAGAUAAAAUUGUUAAACAAAACAGAAAUGCUUGAAAAUUUAACAGGAGGUAAUUUAAUGGUCACAAAAAAAAAAAAAAUUUUAGUAUUCUUUUUUUUUCUGUAAUUUAAAUAUCAAAUUUUGACAAAAAUUACGAAAUUUUAAAAUCUGUGUAAUUGAACUUCACUUAGAAUUAUAUUAUUAUAUUUUGAAUUUUAAAUUUAAAUAAUAAUUUUAUUGUACAUCACUGUUCAUCAUCACCAAACAUCAUCCAAAAAUAUUUCAUAAUUAUAAAUAUAAUCACGACCACGGGUUUUACAAACCGACGAGUAACAAUAUAUAUUAUUUAUAUAUUAGAUUCUGAGCGUAGCAAGGGAGCUAUUGGUCUUCCAAUGCUGUUUAUUUUGUUUUUUGUUCUAGUGUGUGGACACGUUUUUUUCGUAGUAAACUUGCUCCGAUUUUUACGUGUAGCAACUUUACUGAAAGCUCAAGUAUUGUCUGGAUGGUACCAAAAGGUUAUUUCUUGAUUUUCGACGCUAUUUUUUAAAUAAAAGCACUUAAGUGGGAAAAAAACAUAGGGAAACGUACGAUUUCACGAUUUCAUUAUUUUAUAAAAACACAGACGACGUAUUCUACCAGAAAAAUUAAUUUAAUCGAAAAAUCACUUAACACCUUUUAUGUUGCCUUUUUGAUUUACUUUCUUACGGUGUCAUCGCCAAAACCUUUGAGUUUCUAAGGAAUUUUAAUUUUUCGCAGUUUUUUUGCUGUAAUUUGGUUAUAAAUACACGUAGAGACUUGAAACUUGGUAAUAUUAAUAUAAUAUAAUAACUUAUAUUGAACUUACCUAGAAGUGGUAAAAUUAAGCGUUUUGAAAUCAAAUUUAAACGAAAAUCGCAAAAAUAAAAAAAAUUACGGCGCUUUAAAUUAUAUAUUACCGAACUGCGCUCGGAAUUGUCUUUCGUUAGCAAUGGUUUAUCGUUACUUACAGAUAUAAAUGAAAUAAUCUUAUGUAUCCUACCUUCCCAACGUCUCACCUACAACAGUGGCUGCACCCGUCCCAGUAUCAGCUCUCUUAAUAUUUACUUUAGGUUCUGCGUGUAUGCCACGGAUCUACAAGUAAUAUUAAUUUUACUAGUAUGUGUUUUUUUUUUUUGUUUAUUUUGGUAACUAUUUUGAUCGUAUUGUUUUAUAGUUAUCUGGAAAUAGAUUAUAGAAUUAUAAAAUAUAAAUACACUUAUACAUUUACAUCAACCAAAAUGUAAUGAAUCAAUAAUUUUUAUGUAAUACUUAAAUAUACAAAAUAGUUAUUUACCUACCGAGAACCGAGAAAAACCGAAAAAUCAUUUUCCAACAAAUAUCGGUUCCGGUUCCUAUUUAGUUUUCUAAGAAAAUCAAAAAAGGAUUUCGGUGAGUUUCCGGUUCCAAUAUUUUCAAAAGGUUCCGGUUAAUUACCGGUAUUUUUAAUUUCGGUUCCAAGUCCUUACAUGAACUAUAUACUGCACUCAGAAUUGUUCUUUCGCUCGUAACAAAUUUUGUCAUUUACAGUAUAAAAAAUAUAUAUUUCUUUGCAUAUUAAACCCUUCUCAACUAUACCCACCAAAAACAGCGAAGGCCUAUUUAUGAACAGUAAAAACCAGUAUUUAUGAAAAUUUUUUACCGGAAAAACAAUAAUAUUAUCACGUAUGUUAAAACUGUAUAAUAUAAUAUUAUAGUCACUUGUUGUUAUCUUUUUGUUUCGCGGCGUCCCUACCAAUGCAACGUGAUAAUCAAAAAUAUUAACAAUAUAACGGCAACUUGACCUUCGCAAGUUCAGUCAAUAUAAAUCGUAUAAAUAUUGUUUGUUAUACACUGUAGUCGUUUGAUAACAAAACGAAGUCGUACACGUCAAGUGUAAUAUUAUAUUCUUCGAUCCGUUUGUGCUCGUUCCGGCAACUACCGCAGUCUCGGAUCUGUAUCGUUUUAAUCGACCCGAUUUUACCGGCGCACGCAAAUGACACUACUGCAACAGGUAAGACUCAACGUAUUAUAAACGUUAUAAUAUUAUCACAAAGCGGGUUUUUUUUUUAAAAAACGAAAAUCGAAUUAGCACAGACAUCGAAAGCGAUUUUAUUUUUAUUUAUUCGCGUCAAAAUCGUACAGAAUUCUUUUCGACCGAACCAUGUAUUAUCACAGGGCAUUUCAGACCGAACAUAAAAUUACCAGGACAUGAUACGAUAUAAUAGUAGCUGGCUACACCCGUGCCUCGUACCAAAAUGUAUUGCUUUAUUAACCCGAAAGUGUUAUUAAUAUAGUAACAGUUACUAAAAACGGCUUCGUAUCUUCUUCUUUUUUUUUGUUUUUUGGUGGGGGGGGAGGGGUAAAAAUGACCAGAAUUAUUAUCAACCAUCUUUUUUUUCUCAUCUCUGAUAUAUAAUGUAAAGCACUAUUAUACGACGACGAAUAGAUAGCUCGUGUAAAUGCACUAUAUUAUAUUUACAUGAAAAUAUUUUGAACGCAAUCGAGAUAUUUAUUUAGUUUUAAUAUCCAUUGAAAACGGUAUUUCUUACAUACUUUUCACCGGCCGCAAUCAGGUGACUCCCAGGGCCACUCGUUCGCGCACAUUUACCUUUUGCGCGAAAACACACAACUCGAUUAUGCACACAGAUGUUAAGUGAUGUUAGGUAUGAUGAUUUUCCUUCUCACUUUAACAGGCCUAGGACUGUCUGCUUGAAGCAUAAUUAAAAAUGUGUUUGUGUGUGCGUGUGUGUGUGUGUGUUUAAUUUAAGUAGUUCAAACUUUACGUCGUAAUUCUUAUUUUAUAUGAUUAUCUAUUCAGAUUUAUUUUCUAUUUUUUUAAUUAAAUUUAAUUUGUGUGAUACAAUUUGUAUCUAUUUUUUUUUAUAUAAGUUAAACCAUCGGUAUUUUUAUUUGUAUAUUCAUUCCACAUAUUUUGUAAGUACUCUUCCAGUCAAAGUGACGCACGAGUGAAAUAUGCUACACGAUGGUGUGCCGUAGCCCGUACAAUGUGCGUGAUGGUGGCGGCCGACUUGCUGCCACAAGUAUGCUACAGAUGGAUUUCUGUAGCCCGGUGGCAGCGUCGAAGAUGAAAGACUGUACCCGCCGGCUAAGCUCCGAGCCGUCGACUCGUCCGCUGUCGAUUUGGUUUCAUACCACGUAACUAGACGAAUACGUGCUACUUGAUGCCGGAUAUAGUCUACAAUUUCACCCGUCUGCUACGUCGGUUCGUCGUACCCGGUUAGAAUGUCGGACAUAACCCGACCCGGGUCGCUAGUGGGGGGGGGCAUUAUUGGUAAUCCAGCCCCUAUAUGCGUAUGAAUUGCCGUAGCCGACCGUAGUAGCGUACUCGUUGGUACCGUGGUGAUUAGAAUGAUACAGACGUGUUGGCUGGCAGCGCUCUCUAUGUGUAACGUAUGGGAAAACCGCGCUCUGGGAACGGUUGGUUUAGUCGCGUCGGUGUCGGCGGGCGCGUGCUGUGUAUUAUGAGUCAUGUUGCACGAUAACGGCAGAACUGUCCCGUUACAACACGAAAUUCGCGAAGAAGAACCUUGUGAUCGGAUGACCCAGUCCCCGAGCACUGCGGUCCAGCCUGCAAAAUAAUUCAUACUGUCAAGUAAACAAAUAAUUAUUGUUAUUAUAAAUACUAUUAUUAUGAUGUAGCGAAAAUCCCGUUAGCUCCCUUAAGAUUCCCGAUUUUAUUGUUUACGCCAGCGAUUCCCAACCUCUUUAGUAGCACGGACCACCGAAUUUUGUAAAAAAAAAAAAAAAAACCCUAAGGCCCACUAUCUUAAUAUACAGGUAAAAAAUAUGAACAUACAAACUACAAACAAAAAGACAUAUUAUACCGGUGAUUCUUUUAUCGUUGAACACUUAUUAUAUCGAAAAGUAUUGAAAUCUUUAUUUUUUUUUUUUUGAAAACUUGAGAAAUAAAUAGUUCUUAAAUGUUAUACUUAUUUUUGGGAGCGAAACGGCUACAAACUUUUAAUUUUCAAAUAACAACCUAAACUAAAAAUCCCAUAAAUAUAUGGAGUGUAAGUGAAAAUAAAUUUGGUGUUGACAUUUUAAAUUUCCAUCAGUCCGUUGACGAGAUAUUCCACUUUUAAGUUUGGGUCGGGGGAGAGUAGUGGAACAUCAUUUAUGUGACAACGUGAUGCACGGCGUUUUGAUAAUGUUUCACUGCUCUUCUCCUAAAAUGGUACAAUGUAGCAUUUUAGAACUAUUUGUUUUUUAAGUUUACAAAAAAAAAAAAAAAAUUAAAAAUGUCAAUACUUUUUGAAAUAAUAAGUGUUUAACGAUAAAAGAAUCACCCGGUAUAAUACGUCUUUGUGUUUGUAUAUUGUAUGGUUAUAUUUUUACCUGUAUAUUAAAUUAGUGAGCCUUAAAGUUUUUUUUUUUUCACAAAAUUGAAUGGUCCCCACAACUAAAAAGGAUGCUUACAGGUGUACUGGCGUAAGCAAUAAAACGGGAAACUUAGGUGGGGGGGGCUAAUGAGAUUUUCUCUACAUCAUAAUAAUAGUAUCUAUUAUAACAAUAGUUAUUUGUAUACUUGACAAUAUAAAUUAUUUUGUAGGUUAAACUGUGGUGGUCACGGCCGUCGGGAUUGGGUCACCCGAUUAGAAGGUUCUUCUUCGCGAUUUUCGUGUUUUUCGUUAGAAGUGAAAAAAUACUACGGUUUUAUAAAUAGUCAUUGAUAUUCGAGAUAAUGAGAAAAACCUGGCUCUUUAGAUUAAAAAAGAUUGAAAGAUUAGAAAUACGGUUAUCAUUGGUAACCUUUUUUAAUUUAUUUUUUGUUACUAUUAAGUUUUUAUUUUUAUUUUAAUCCUUUUUAAACAAUCACUGUUGUCACGGAAACGCACAUUGUUGUAAUCGUUUUACCAUAAUAUGACAUAUAUAUUGUUGGCAUCACUAUCAAUCGAAUUCCGCUCAGAAUCUAUUUUUUUUUUUCGUUAGCAAUGGUUUAUCGUUGAUUACCGAUAUACAUUGAAUUUUCGUUUGUAUUCUACCUUCCCAAAUUCUCGCCUACAACAGUGGAUGUGCACCUAGAGCCGUAUUCAGAGCAGAACAAGAGGGCAUGGGCCAGGGGCGCAAAUUUCAAUACUACUUAUGUAAUAUUUUUCACGUAAUUUUUGAUAAAUGUGUAUUAAUUUUACCCACUUACAAUGUAGAGCCUCGCACUAUUUUUAUUACGUAAAAAUUAUUUAUGCUAAUGCCGUUGGAGUAAAAAAUUUGAAAUACUGUCAACUCAUUGACGGAAUAUAUCCAUAUGUUACACGUAUAAUUUAAUAUUGAUAUGCGAAUAAUAUUCUCGUAAACUAGAUUGGGCAUGCGUGUAUUUAUACAUACAUACCGGGGCGGGGGACCGGUCUGCCGUCGGCGCGACGAUGUACGUUCUUAUUCCGCGGGGUGUAUACAAUAACACUAGUCACCGAUUCGUCUAUUUUCAAAUUAACUAUGCAUCAGACGUCGUAGACGUCAAAUCUACGUGAGUACAACAUUAUGGUGAUUUAUUUGUGCGGCUUUUAAGCACUCGUGCGAACUAUAAUGUAUAAGAAGAACAGUUUGAUUAAUUAGUUUAAACUAAAUCAAAGAGCAUUUAAUGCGUAAGAAAUUUACGAAUUUUCCACUUGAUUUUACAAUGAAAAACAUUGAUGAACAAAAAUACUUUCAUACAAUAUAUAAAUGCAUAUAUUUUUGAUAACUGCAUAUUUUUGCGUAUGUCUUUUAUGCAUAAAUGCGUAAAAAUACCAUACGUCCCGUAUUUAUUCAUUACUUAGCAUAAGUUUUAUAUAUCUCAAAUAGUUUUUUCAAACUAAUGCAAAUGUCCAAUAUGUAGGGGGGGGGAGCGCAAAUGCAGUGAUUCGCCGGGGGCACCACCAAACCUCAAUACGACCCUGGCUGCACCCACGUGCGAAGUAUGACCGUCUUUUUUUACUCCCACAAGAGAGUCAAUUUCAGGAUUAAAACUGAAUAGUCUUAGCGUCAAAUCACUCUCAAUCAUCAAUUUAUUAGUGAUUAUAACUAUUAUUGGUUCAGAAGGUUCGCAUUAAUUGGUCAUCAAAAAGUCCCAUCAAGUGACUCUGUGUAAUUUUGGCAGUUGCUGGAUAAUCUUGUCGAACACUUAUCCAGAACAGGACCAAUGUUGUUGUUUUAAUUAUUGCUAUGAUUAUAAUCCUAUCUAAUCAGAAAUAUUGAUAUAAUAUAAUAUAAAGAUCUCGAUUUUGAUGGCAAUUAGUACAUCACAAUUUACCGAUCCUUGGCUUAGACCCUCGUCCAAGCGUCCGUAGCCCAGUACUGCGAAGCCCGCGACCCACAAGUGGGCCACGGCCUAUGGGUUAGAAAUGGCUGUUUUACACGAAUAUCCGUCAGAGGUAGGCAUACAGAACGAUUGUUUAUAUACAUUAAUAUCGUGUCUGUAUACGAUGAUUUCGAGGAUACGUUUUAUAAUUCUUUUCCAGACAUUUUACAGUGAAUACAUAGUUCGCAAUGUUUAAGACGUGUAAUCGAUAUUUCAUUAUUACCGUCAAAACAAUAAUGAAAAAAAUAUUGCGCAUUAUUUUUUCAAAUUCGAGUUUAGUAUUGCUGCAUGAAAAUCAAGUUAUUGUGUACACGCUACUAAAGACGUAUUUAGAGGUAGAAGUAGUGCUCAAUUCCCGAGUCAUAUAAUACUAAGAUUUAUUUUUCAUGCGAAAUCAUAACUAAAUAAUUUACGAGGCAUGUAUUGGCACGGGCAACGCCGGGCGCGGGACAGCUAGUGAUGUUAUAAUAUUCAUAUGUUUUCCACUGCUGUCGGUUAUCAGGAAAAAAAAUGUCAUAUGCCCGUAUACUUAUUAUUUAGCAUAAUAUAUAUCUAACAGAUAAGAUCAAUUUUGUAAUUCGUAAUUUUUUAUUAUGAUAUCUAUACGUUUAACGUUCAACUCUUGCGAGGGGAACUGAAAUCUAUAUCUUGGGACUUAGCCGCCUAAUUCCCCUUAAACAAGUCCCUUCUCGCUAAAUAUAGGCUAAAGGUUUUAGAAUAAUUGCAAGAUACCGUUAAACGAUAUAAUGAAUUAUAUAUAAUAAUGUAAAUACAACGGUUUUUAAAAAAAAAUAGGUUAUUUACUCGAAAUCGUCUUACAUAGAUAAUAAUCGUUCUGUGCGGGAAUGAGAAUCACCCUGUAUACAAUAGAUAAUAUAAUAGCUGUCACUAUUGAUUAUGAUGCUCGCAUCUACGCGCAAGAUAAAUCUAAGUAAAUCAACAAAAUAUACGAGUACAUCAUAAUAAUAUAUUGAAUAAUUAAUUUUUUAUAUUUUGUUUUGUUUUUUUUUUUUUCUUUUUACUCGAACGAUUCCACUUCGCGCUUUGCCUUACGCGUCUUACGUCGCGCGCAUACCCAUACUCGGCGUAUUAUAAAUAUAGUUCAAUAUUAUUAUUCUUGAUUUUCAUUAUUAUUAUUAUUUUUUUUUUUUUUUUUUUUUUUUUUUUUUUACAGGUACUCGGCUCGUGAUUGUCGUCUCCGGUACAGUAAAUAUUCGCGUUAUCUAUUGUAAUACCCUCUUCAUAGACUUAUUUUAUCGCGUCGUUAUAAUAUUAUAUUAAUCGUACUUAUUUACUAUCCGAUAGGUACAUACUCCCGGUCACGCCGAAAAUAUAGUGUAUUUUUUUCGGGCAUAAUUCGAUUAAUAUGCGACGAUUCGACAAACAUAAUAUUAUCUUGGACAAAUGAUCGCAUUGGAAUCGAAACGCAUGUAGCCACGCAUGUGGCAGAUAUCGAAAAAUUAGUGAGUUUCAUCGUCCGCGUCAAAAACAUGGAUCGCAAAAAAUUAAUUUGUCAUCUAAAACUCGUACGUAUCAAAUACUGGUAUCAAUAGUUAAAUCGUUGGCUCUCAGAGAUGAAGGACUUUUUUUCAAAGUCAAUUUUCGGAAUUUUUUAUUAUUAUUUUUUUUUUUUUUAAGAUAUUUUUUAAUCAUUUCAUCUUAUUUGCAAUUUAUUUUCUUUAAUUUGUUGGUAUAAACGGCAUGAGCGCACAAUAUGUAUUUUACAUUUCUAACGCAUGUGUUAUUCAGUUACUCUAGAUAUUAAAAUAACACUAUAGUCAUUAUGACAUAGUUUUUAUUCGCCAUUUAGGUUAAGAGGACGUUAUACCCGCGUCUACUGUCUCAGACCUCAGUCCAACAACCGGGUAACAUGUAAAAACAAUGCUUACGCAGAAUAAGUAAAACCAGCUUUUGAGUACACGUUAUACAAUUUAAAGGAAACAAUAUUUUGGAGAGGACGUCAUAGAUGUUUUUUUGAAUUGUGAACUGUUAAAAUAAUAACAGUUAUUUAAAAACAAAAAAAAAGGGUUUUGUAUCUGUUAUAUCGAGCUGUAUAUUUUGAACACUACUACAAAAACUCUAUGACAUUUCCUCUAAAAUAAUUUUAUCUUAUUAUUAAAUUUCAUAAUAGGUACUUUUAUUCUAAAAUCAAAAUUAAGCUAAUUUUAUUUAUUCUGCGUAAACAUUGUUUUUGCAUGUUACCUGGUAGUUGGACUGAGACAGUUGAUGCGAGUAUAACGUCUUAAACCAUUUAGUCAUUUAGAAAUCGUGCCAUCACUAUCAUUUCAUUUAGCAGAUUUCAAAAUUGAUUUUGUUAGUAUUAAAAACUAUACGAAAUUGUCUUUAGUCCUUCUUCCCCGGGACCAAAAAAAUAUAACAGAUACGUACAGUGGCGGCGCGAAAGCAGUUUUAUGAGUGCCGGGACUCAAGUCAGUGGGUGGGUGUGUGGGUAUUGGUAUAAUAUUACGGAAUACUUAGUGAUGGAAUAUAAAUGAGUAAAUAGGUUUUCAAACUAUAGGUUGGAUUAGGUUAGGUCAUGAAGUAAAUAUCUCACACCGCCACUGGAUAGGUAACAAACGUACAUUAAUAAUACUUACUCAUAGUUUUAAUCUUCAGCAGCUGUUCGUGACUUUUGUAUAAAUAAUAAGUGUAGACGAGGAUAGUUUUUAAAUGUUACAACAAGAGGAGACGUGUUAGCAUGCGUUGUGGAGAGACAAAUCAGUUAUUAUAUCACUGACUAAUAAAAGUGUUAUUUGUUUGAUUUUAUAGACUUCAGUAAUUUGUAAUUAUUUUGAACAUUUAAAACCAUAUACUUAUAAUAAUACGGUAACUCUACUAUACUAUACCUACCUACAACUAAAUUUCGAACGGAAUUAAUUAUAGGAUUUUGAAACUUAAUGUAAUGUUAAUGAAAUUAUACAUGAGGUAGUGUCUCAUUUAACUCAUCUUGCGAAAGCCAAUGGUUUUAAUGAUUGUUCUUUUUUUUUUUUUUUUUUGUAGGCAUUUUGUAUAAUGGCAACGUCUUACGUUCAACUUUUGAUCGGUUGUACAUAUUCGUUCACUAGCAACUUUUUGGCGGAACUCCGACUGCCGUCCUCGAAUUUCAAAUUCGACACUGAACAGGAAUCUUGGAUAAGUAUGUGUAGCUUAUUCGUUUAAUUGAAAUGCAACGUGUGCGCGUCUCCUAUAGCUAAAAACACGACGAUAAUCCGAAUUAAAUGGUUGAGCUGUAAAAAACAUAAAAAAAUUAGCAACAUAGCUCCGUCAUUAUCAAGUCGAAUUUGUCCACAACUAUUACUUUGUAUAAUUGAAAUUUCCUUUUCAAAAAAAUAAAUAACCGAAUCCUAUAAUAAUAUAAUACUGUAAACUAUUACAUUCCAAAUAUUUUACAAUCAAGUACAUAUAAUAUUACUAUUCGAUUAUGUACGAAAGUUUUAUGUAAAUAAAAAUUAAUUACCCACAUUUAAAUAACUCGUGACUAAUAUAAUGUAUCUAGAUAAUGAUAAAAGAUAAUUUAAUACAAUUUAUUUAGAUUUGAAAAAAAAAAGGUAAAUAUUUCAAAUUUUAAUAAUUUAUAAAUUGUUUUCAUCAAGUAAUUUAUAUUUUAAAAAUAAAUAAUUAUUACCUAUAUUAUAUUUUCUGGUAUUUAUUCGUAUAGCUCGUGUUUUAAAUUUGAUUUCAAACUGAAUACAAAUUGUUUUACUGGUAAAAAAGUUGAAAAUGUAUCUAGAUAAAUUAGUUUAAAUAAUUAAAUCUUAUAGAUAAAGAUAACAUAGCGAAUUUUUUAAAUUAUUUAAAAAAAAUAACAGAUGAUGAAUUAUUUAUUUAUCUGUAUAUUUAUCUGUAUAAUGCUGAACACUACACCAGAAGACGUAAUUAUUCAAAAAAUUAGUUAUAGCUACCCAUAAAUAAAUCCCAUACCUAGAUAAUUAAAAAUGAUCUAUUUAUCAACGCCAAAAAUUUAUCACACUAAUCCUAAAUUUUCAUCCGCAAUUUACGUACUUAUAACAUACCUACAAACAUUUAAACAAUAUUAAAUUGGCACUAUGACGCUGCAUUUUGACGCGAAUGAAAUUAUAUUGCAUAUUAUAAUAUUAUAAUGUUAUUUUAGCCAGUAUCCCGGUGCUCGUGUGUCCUCUCAGUUUGCCCAUAGUCGGAAUAAUAAUGGACAACUUUGGCAGACGACUAGCCCUCCAAAUCAUUUACAUGCCGAUGAUUGCGAGUUGGGCGAUAUUCGCGUAUGUCCAUUCUUAUGAAUCGUUCAUGUUUGCAAGAAUGAUUUUAGGAAUUACAUACUGUAAGACUUUUUUUUAUAUAACUACUUAAAUACCUUUACAAUAGCUGACGAUAAUAUAAUAAUUAUGUUCUUGAAACGGGAUAUUUUUGAUUUUGCAUUCCAAAUGUAGCGAUAGAACCUCUUACAUUUACUAAGAUGUGGUGUUUAUUUUUCUAUCGGAAAAUAUACUUAUUAGGUUAGGGAAAAUGCUCCAAAUUUCUUUCGUCGUAACUUAAAAUAUGCGCAAAUUUCGGCCGGUAACUUAAUUUACAUAUUUUUAUAGUUUUUUUUAGAAAUUUCUAAAACUUACGAAACUUGAAACAAUAUAUUAGGAUUUUUUUUCGUUGAUUUGUGGAUUACCUUUGUUGGAAAGAAAAAACACGACUACUAUUAUGGUAACUUAACUAGUUCACCAAGCUCCACUCAAAAUGGUCUUUUGAUUGCAUUAAUUAACUAUCGUUGUCUUUCGGUAUAAACUAAAUUACUCUAUAGCCUAUACCUUCCACACGUCCGAUCUACAACAGUGAGUAACUCUUGAUACAAGUAUGUUUGGCUUUUUUUAAUAUUUGAUUUUGAUUGACAUGCCCUUCAUAUUCUUAUCAGCCCUACUAUACCAAUAUGAUGUCCACCGUUUUUGAACUUUUGUCAUAUCUCCUCAAUUAAUGCUACUUCUAUAUCAAUCCUUUUAAAUCGUUUCUUACUCAAUACUGAAUGUCAGUUAAAAAAAAGUUUCGGUGCGAUAAACAACAAAAUAGCAAUAUCUUACUGACACUGAUAAUGGUCAAAUGCUCGCGGUUAGUCACACGUUUUAUUUUGAGUAAGUUUAGUACAGAUGAUUACUAGGGCUGUGAAUUUGUAGGAAAGUGCAUUUUUCUUAGCUGAUUGUCAAACGAUUCUUAGUUUUCUAAGUACAUAAUUUGAAUUAUAUUACAACAAAUUCAUUUAUGAAACGUUUAUUUUGCAUAUGUUUGUAUUUUUUAACGUUUUAAUUUUUAAGGUGAUUUCUCGGACUUUUCAAAUCAUAUUUUUUUCUUUUUAAUUCAUUUACCGGUAUUUUUAAUUAAAUUCCGUCAAUUAACAUCUUUACACACAUAAUUUUUGUUUUAUACAGGCUGUAUACACGUCAAAUUUAUAUUUUAUAAAGUUAUAUGUUACAAAAGCUGUAUACGGGUUAGGUAAAGAUAAAGAUUCAGUAAAAUAAGUCAAUAUUACAGAAAUCAAUUUAUUCAACAUUCAAAUUCAAAUUUUUUUCUGAAGAAAUUUUUUUUAUUAAAUAAAUAAAUUUGUAUACACGAGAACGGGCUGGUAAGUAAUGCCUAUAUAUCGUAUAUAGCAAUAAAUAAAUAAAACAUUUAAUUAAAAAUUAUUUUAUAUUGCAUAUUUUGACAUGUUUUUAGCAUUCUUAAGUUUUUUCACUGCAUUGAAUUCAGAGCCGUAUUUUGUGAUAUAUAUUAUGUUGGUUCCUAAGUAGUAGAUAUAUUCUCUACUUACUUAAAAGACGACUGGUAAACGGCAUACUAAAUUCUUAAUUAAAAACGAAAAAGCUAUUUUUGAACAAAUUACAAAAUACUGACAAUAUAUCUUGAAUUUAAUUGUGUUAUGAAUAUUGUCACUAAUCAAAACUAAUCACGAAUUCACAAAUAAAAGUUUUAAAUUUUUAGUACAAACUAAAAUCAAAUAUUAUUCCGUGACAUUUAUUUUAUUAUACAUUAAUCCAAUAGAUUGACAAAAAAAAAAUGUUUGAAAAACAUUUUAAUACCCUAUAGGUUCGUCGUCUUGCUUUAUGGUCUACAUGGCCGAAGUGUGUCCAACCUACCUGCGGCCGAUUUACGGGUCGGCCGUCGUGCUGUUCGUGGGCUUGGGCAUGUUGAUCGAAUGUGUGUUGUCUUCAUAUUACCCGUGGUCGACGAUGGCCGUGGUGUUGUUUGUGGCCAGCGUCGCCGGUUUCGUGCCAUUGUGUCUGGUUAGGGAGCCGCCCGUAUGGCUCGAGUCUCGCGGCCGGACGGACCAGGCUCGCGAAGCGGCCGGAUGGUUUGACGUGCGGCGGAUUUCCGAUGCCGAGAAGAAGACUUCGGCGGUGGGGUCGAAGAUACACGACGACGACCGCCAUCUUCAGAGUGACCUCGACGACGAAGACGACCGCAAAAACACCGGAGACUGCGGAAAAGACGUUGACCGGUACGGCCAAAACGUUCGUGUCGAGUCGCCGUCGUAUUGGUCAUUAUACAUGGACCGGACCGUGUGGAUGCCGACUUUGUUGCUCGGCUUGAUAUUCACCACUCAACAGAUCGGCGGCGUGUACGUGUUGUUGUUUUACGCUAGCGAAAUACUCCGCGACUACAAGAUGCCGUGGGACAAGAUCACCGUCAACAAGUACCUGGCCAUCUCCCGACUACUGGGCAGCCUGACGUUAAUGGCCAUGCACCGCGUCAAAUACCGGGUGUUGCUGAUCGUUUCGGGUACCGGAAUGGCGGUAUCCAUUGGCAUAGUCGUCGUCUAUCUGAAAACGGUCGGAUGGGCUACCGUAAACCCCGACCAAUACUCCGCGAUUCCGGUCGUCGGGUUCUUCUCUUACAUGUAUUUCGCGCUGUUGGGAAUGAUGUCCGUACCGUGGAUAAUCUGCGGUGAACUAUUUCCAAUAGCCGUCAGAGGUAUGCCACAAUAAUAACAACUAAUUAUCGUAUUCUAAAGGUGGACUUUGCUAGAGUUGUUUAGGUUCCGAGCGAACCAAGAAAUUGGUUAUUGGUAUUGGUUUGAACACUACGUGUUUUUUUUACUGAGAAUGUAAAGUAAUUUUCUACCAGAAAUUUCGCUCCGAUCAAAAACUUUUUAAAAACAUUUCCAUAUCAUUUUCAAUUUUUAGUUAUUACAUUGAAAGACUCACUUUUUGAUAUUCCUUGUAGUUUUCUUAAUCUUAACAUUUUCUACCAACAAUUUUGCUGAACCUUAUAUUAAUAGUAAUGUUUCUAAAAGGAAAUUUCACUAGGGAGUUAUAUUAGAAAGGUCAUUUUUUGAUUAUCUCAGGAGUUUUCACAACAAACGUGAACAAAACCCGAGAUAAAACACGGGAAAACCGAGAAAAACGUAGGAAAACUUGGAAAAUUGAUACAACAUUAAACAAAUAUUAUUAAAGAAAAUAUAUAAAGCCUAUUUAAUUACUUUAUUAUAAAAUUACAUAUAUAUUUUUGAAAAACAUUACUAUUAACUGAACUCCACUCUUUCGUAAGCAAUGGUUUAUCGUUGCUUACAGGUAUACAUUAAAUUAUCUAUAACAGUGGCUGCACCCGACCCCAUUAUCCUAGGACGUCUUUUUUAUUUAUAUAUUUCUUACUAUAUUUAAUAUAUGUGUCACAGGGUAAAAUAAUUUAAUAGGCAUUACCUACCUAUAUAUGUAUUUUUUUUUAAUAAUAUUUGUUUAAUGUACCGAUUUCCCAGGUUUUUCCCUGUUUACACAUUUUCUGGGAAAACUCGGAAAAAUCGAAAAAUGACUUCGUUAAAGUACCUUUCUAGAUUUCCUUUCAUAAAAAGUGAUUUUAUUGUAAAACGAAGCAAAAUUUCUUGUAGAAGAGUUGUUCACAAGAAACAAAAGGCCUAGAUAUUUUUCAACUAAUAUACCUACAUUUCGUACAGUUUCCCGUUUUUCCCUGGAUUUUUCCUAUUUGUUGAGGAAACACCUGGGUAAUUCAAAAGAUUACUUCUUUAAAAUACAUCCCCGGUCCGAUUUACUUUCAGAAAAAGUGCUACACUUAAAAAUCAAAGAAAAAUUUCUUGUAGAAAAGUUAUCGAGAGAAAAAAUAAACAAAUAAAUAAAUCUUUGUAAAACCAUCAUAAACUCCACUCCACUCAGAAACUGAAAAUGAUACAGUUAGGAAACUAUAGUGCAUUUACAUUUUUUUCACUGUGACACGAGAUUUACGAACAUUAUGUCGUUUAUUUCAUGGACGCUAUUUUCAAAAUGUCCUUCUUUGAUAAACAAGAUAGUUUUAUCUGCAGUAUUUUUUUUUUCGAAUUGUGAUAUAGAAUAUAGAUGAUUAAUGAUUAAUUACAUCAAACUUUCAAAAAAAUAAUUAUAGAUACCUAGAUUUUGUAACAGAGUAUUCUGUUGAAUAAAGAUAUUUUCUAAUAUACUUGGGCAACAUUUUUGGACAAAAUACUGAAAAACGUAAACGAAAUAUAUAACACCACAAAACUAUAUUAGGUACUACGAUUACGUCAUAUUCCUCAAAACGAUUGAAUUUAAAUGUUUUGAAAAUCAAUUUUCAGGAACAAUGAGUGGAGUCAUGAACACUUGGGGAUACGUUUUGUGGUUCGUAAUGGUCAAAAUUUAUCCGUCGUUGGUGUGGAGAUUUGGGACAGAAAAUGUUUGGACCGUAUUCGCAAUUUCCUGUUUGUUAACCGCACUGUGCACCCAAUUAAUUUUACCGGAGACCAAAGGAAGAUCCCUGGACGAAAUAUUAUCGUAUUUUCAACCACGAAAAAAAAAUAAAAAAUGCAACAGUCGUGUGCCAUAG